Molecule: messenger RNA, 3049 nt
Organism: Drosophila takahashii
Lineage: Eukaryota; Metazoa; Arthropoda; Insecta; Diptera; Drosophilidae
Gene: Ulp1
Product: Ulp1
Biological process (GO): protein desumoylation; carbohydrate metabolic process; proteolysis
Cellular component (GO): nucleus
Molecular function (GO): deSUMOylase activity; hydrolase activity, hydrolyzing O-glycosyl compounds
Source: RefSeq, a predicted model, not a curated record
GAUUCCAGUACAGAAGGAGCCACACUUCGCCUCUGAGGUGCACUACUUUGAGCACAAACUGAAGAGUCAGAUAGAAUCCGAGAUUCAGUACUAUCAGCCCGCCAUCCAGUACUAUCAGCAGGAUUCGAGGAUUCCGGUGGGACCGGUGGAGAUUCGCUACUACAACCAGGAGCCGUUCGGCCUGCUGGAAUUCGAGAACCAGUUGUACCAGCCCGACUUGGAGGAGCUGGCCAACCACACGGCUGGCCAAUCUCCGGCUGAAGCUGGUCAGGAGCAGCAGCAGCUGGCCUCCGAGGCAAAGACCCAAACGGAACAAAACCCAGAGUCAAACGAAGCUACCGAACUACAUCCUUACACCGAGUGCGUGCGCAAACUCCUUGAGCUCAUCGGCGAGGCCUGCGAUAGUUUGAAAGCCCAUCCGGAGCACUUCCAAGCCGCCGGCUAUCGCUUGGCCCUAUUGCAAUUGCGCCAGAAGCUGGCCAAUGUGUGCCACCAGCUGGUAGAGGAAGCCAUUCGCGGAGAAUCCACCAAGCAGAGCGUCGUCCUGCUCAGGGAAAUCUUUCUGGGCAUCGAGGAGACUGAGCUUCCGAAGCAGAGGGCCACCGGGCAAAGAGACGAGCUCCAAAACGGAAUUUCGAUGGGCUUGGAAAUUUUGAAGAGACUAAGACAGUUAGUUACCGGUUGGUAUAAGCCCAAGGAAGAGGAAUCGGACAGCGGGGAGGCGGAAACGGGUCGAAACCGAGCUGCUGAUUCAGCUAAUUCAACCUGGAAAAGACGCCACCAGGAGGAGAAUACACGGCCGAUCAAGUACCGGCGGGUGGACAACUCCUUUCCCCGCUUCAUAACGAAUGAGCCAGCCGCCGAGGACCUGAUACCCAGCAAGUCCAUGGCCGAGCGGGAGCGCGAGAAUCAACAGCAACAGCAGCAUCAGCAGCAGCAGGGCUCGAAGCGGCUCUCGAUAUUCAAUCCGCCUGUAUACACGCAGCACCGUGUGCGCAAUGAAGCCCCCUACAUACCCAAUCCCUUCGACGUCUCGGACGAUGAUGAGCCUGCCCAGAGAUUUGCCAACGCCGCUGGUCCAUCGGCCAGACACCCCCAGCUGCUCUACUCGGAUGCCGUGCGUCUGGGUCAGAAUGGCUUCGUCGGCGAGGCCCGUGUAAACGGUCAUGCGAGCCGCAGAGCUCCCGCUCAGGCGGAGAAGAGCAUCCUCACCCACGAGAUGGAGCGCAUGGAGCACGAACAGUAUAUGAACCUCAUACACACGGUGACCCACAAUGAUUCCGUGGCCAGUCGCUUCGCCAAGCCGAAUCCACCGCCGCUGCAGCGCAUUGACGCCCAGCCGGCCACCUGGAGUUCCAUGCUGCACAACAACCAAUCUCGUUCGUUGCAGCAGCAUCAGCAGCAACCGUCGUCGUCUUCUUCGAGGCGCCCCGAUAACCGCGGCCUCUCCGACUACGCCAGACUGAUCAGAAGCAGCAGUAGCAGCAGCCAGGCAGAGCGGCAAAAGCCGUCGCCAGCACCAACACCGCCGCCGCAGCUAAUGCGCAUUGGUAGCUUCAACAACAGCCGUGCCUCCACCCUCUCCAGCAGCUCGGGAAGCAGCGAAAGCUCAAACAGCGGCUCCUCCGAUUCCUUGGUGAUGGUCACAGCCGCAGAUGAUGGCUCGAAUGAAAGGAAGGCCGCCAACACGAUGACCAACCACACUGACGCUGCGAAAUCGCCCAGUGGCCAGACGCCUUCCAGGCUCGCUGUGACCGAUGCCCUGCAACGUCGCUUCGCCAGCUGCAUCUACCUCAAGGAUGACUUCGUGGAGCAGUUCAAGGCCAAGUCGGCUCGCAUCCAGGAGGAAACCGAGCACCGUCGUAAAUUGGCCGUCGUGGAGGCUAAACGCACCACAGAGGAACGACGUGACUACGAGUAUAAACUGCGGGAGAACAUCUUCCAGUACCGCAUCCUCCACAAGCCGAUCUUCGUCAUCGGAUCGGUGGACAAGCCGGCUUCUCAACCGAAGGAAACCAAAAUCAUUCCGCUUACCAAGGAGCACAUAAGGCGCUAUAACGAGUUGAUGACGGGCGAAGUAUCGACGGUUCUUGUUGUCAAGUUCAACAUGCACAUCACCCGCCGCGACAUUCGGACAAUGCUGGAUGGCGAGUGGCUGAACGACGAGGUGAUUAACUUCUACAUGAACUUGAUGACCGAACGCUCGGAGAAGCGUCCUGGCGAACUGCCCGCCACGUACGCGAUGAACACAUUCUUCGUGCCGCGCCUUCUGCAGGCUGGACAUGCGGGCGUAAAGCGCUGGACCCGCAAGGUCGAUAUCUUCUCCAAGGACGUCAUUCCGGUGCCGGUGCACGUCAACGGCGUCCACUGGUGCAUGGCCAUCAUCCACAUGCGCAACAAGACGAUUCACUAUUACGAUUCCAUGGGACAGCCGAAUCAGCCCGUGCUGAACGCUCUGGAGGCCUAUCUGCGCGAGGAGUCCUUGGACAAGCGCAAGCAGCCCUUCGAUACGAGCGUCUUCAAGAUCGAGAGCGCACCCAAUGUGCCGCAACAACAGAAUGGCAGCGAUUGCGGCGUUUUUAGCUGCAUGUUCGCCGAAUACAUUUCGCGCGAUGUCCCGAUCACCUUUUGCCAAACGGAAAUGGAGUAUUUCCGCAGGAAGAUGGUGCUGGAGAUUGCGGCUGGUGAGAUUUGGAACUAAGGAGAUAGUGUCGGUCAUCCACACAGCAACUAGUUCUAGCUUAGGAGAAGAUCGGAGGGAGAUCGAAGCUCUUAAUUUAUUUUUUAGUAAUCUAACAACAACUUUCCAAGCAGGGAAACGCAGUUCCAGUCCAGUUCGACCCCCGGCAUGCGUUUCCCUGUUCUCAUCUCAUUUUACCUUCGUACACAAAAGACAAUGGCGACCCUUUAUGGUUCGAUUGUACACACGAAAGCAUCAACCAUCUACUACUAAAUGUAAAAGUUUUAAAUAUCAGAUGAAAAAGGAGAAUUUAGCCAUCUGAUUGUAACAGAGAAAUUAGUUUUUCAAUAAAGCGCUAUAAAGAAACAA